UAAUUGGGCAAAAUGUAACGCCUGUGUUCUAUUUAGGUGGAGGAAGUGAACUUCGUUACAGAGGCGUAUUGUAAAGACGGACAAUGGAGCAGUACCCAGCCGUCCGUGCGGGAGACAUUUGUAGGCAGUUCGUGAACGGCUACUGCAGAUUUGGGUCAAGGUGUCGUUAUCUUCAUGAUUGUUCAGUGAUGCCGUCAACACAAAUAUGCAGAUACUUUCAGAAAGGUGCAUGCUGGUAUGGUGACGGCUGCAGAUAUCUCCAUGUCCUUCAGUCUGAUGGUGAUGCAGCUGUUGCCAGUAGAAGGGGUUCAGCACCCCACAUCCACUCCUCUUGUGUUGGAAAUGCACUGCCCGGCCGACGAGGGUCUGAGCCCGUGCUCUCUCAAGCCCAAACGGUGUCCAGCCAAGCGCACAGGGCUUCUGUAUUUAAUGUUUCACAUCUGACGACAACGAACGUCUUUGAGGAGCGGUCAAGAGCGCAUCUACCUCAGCAGGGUGCUGAAUCUAAUCUAAAAGCUCUCCAGGAAUCGCAGAGCUCGGCGACUGAAGCAGGUGCAUCAGAUGGCAGCAGUCGGCAGGAGACUUUAUUGGAUAAGACUGCAGAGGUUGGUGCUGCGGCUUUCUCCUCUCCUGACCAGAGACAAACUGAGGCCUUCCUCCAGAGUAAAGAUGUGACCUGUAGCAUCUGCAUGGAGAAGGUCUAUGACAAGACAAGUCCAGAGGCACGCCGCUUCGGCAUCUUGCCAAACUGCAAUCAUUCUUACUGUUUAGAAUGCAUUGUUACCUGGAGGAAAACUAAGGACUUGCAAGAGGAAGUAAUAAAGAGCUGCCCACAGUGCAGAGUGAAGUCUGCUUUUUAUGUCCCUUACAAAUACUGGGUUGAAGGCCAGGCAAAGGAAGCCCUCAUUACUACCUUCAAAGAGAAAUGCAGUAAAAGAAGAUGUGUUUUUUAUACACGACGUGGAGACUGCCCUUUCAAGUCUGAAUGCAUUUAUUGGCAUGAUAAAUCUCAAUGGCGCCGCACAUCGCAGUUGUUUCUGUUCUGUCAUUAUCACCAGAGUCGUACGGAGGAUGUAGAAAACUUGGACGGUCAACAACUACUUGAUUUUGUCAUUGCCAUGACCCUCCUCUGGGACUUGGAGGACGACGAUGACAAGGAGGAUGACUCUGAUUUCGUCCUAAUCGAGUUCUUCUUAGUGUCAUAG
Molecule: messenger RNA, 1205 nt
Organism: Lampris incognitus (smalleye Pacific opah)
Lineage: Eukaryota; Metazoa; Chordata; Actinopteri; Lampriformes; Lampridae
Product: E3 ubiquitin-protein ligase makorin-2-like
Exons: 8
Coding region: 84-1205 (373 amino acids)
Biological process (GO): protein polyubiquitination
Molecular function (GO): ubiquitin protein ligase activity; metal ion binding
Source: RefSeq, a predicted model, not a curated record